AUGGCAACGCAGGUUUUGACAGAAUUCCAAAUCUUUGAGCCCAGCCCAGCACUGGCUAAUAACGCGGCAUCUCAAUCUCCCAAAAGCGAUGGCCGGUCAGCAGAAACACGUCCUGCAGCGAGGGGCCUGCGAGACACAGAGGCACCAGUGAUCCUCUCCAAAGGUCGAACCGUCAUUGUCAUUUCUUAUCUCAUUGCCUUGACAGUCUUCAACAGCUUCUGUAACGGAGUCAUUGUCGUUGGAUUGCCUGCGAUUGCUUCCUCGUUGCACCUGGAAGAGGACUUCGGCUAUGGCCGACAUCAGUAUGUAGCAGGCACUAGGCGUGUUAAUCUCAUCGGAGCAUUCCUUGGUGCUAUCUUUGCCGUCGCCUUUGGCUUGGCUCGCACCGGGGGCGAGCUGAUCGCCUUCCGUGCCCUGCAGGGUAUAGCUAAUGCGAUAUUUGUCCCUUCGUCGGUCUCCAUCGUGUCACAAAGUGUCGAAGAUGGAAGGCCACGGAAUAUUGGCUUCUCAUGCUUAGGAUUCUCUCAACCGAUUGGCUUCUCAGUUGGCCUUGUCCUGGGCGGUGUUUUCGUGGAUACUGUAGGAUGGCGAGUGCCGUUCUACAUUGCUGGUGCUGUCAUUUUUGCGUCCUUUUUCAUUGGGGUUUGGGUCCUCCCACAAGAUGUCCGAGUGAGAACCAGGCCGUCUGUUUGGCGUCGAUUGCUUUCGGAGAUUGAUUGGGUGGGAGCUUUGAUUGCAAGCACGGGGCUCGCGACGCUCUCCUAUAUUCUCGCGGUCCUCUCGGACGAUAUCAAUAAUAUACACCGACCAUCCAACAUCGCACUUUUGACUAUCAGUGGUAUCUCGGUUCCGGCAUUCAUUGGGUGGAUGCAUUAUCAGGUCAAGUCUAACCGCGUUGCGCUCAUUCCCAACUAUCUUUGGCGUAAUUCCACGUUCGUGAGCAGCUGCAUCAUCAUUCUCUUGACAAGCGCGGUUACCAACUGUAUGGAGCUGUACACCAGUCUCUUCUUCCAAGAUGUACAAGACCAGUCAGCCCUCGAGGCCUCCUUGCGGAUCCUACCAUCUCUCAUAGUUGGUGCAUUGGCCGGCAUGACCACAGGUAUAUUUGUCAAUCGCAUGCCAGUCAUGUGGGCGGCAUUUCUCUGCUCAGCUAUAACCGCCGGGGCACCGCUCCUCAUGGCACUUAUCCACGCCAGUUGGCCAUACUGGUACGACGCAUUCUUUGCACAGGUCCUUGCUCCUGUGAGCGGUGAUGUACUCUUCACCGUGGGCUUGCUCAUCAGAUCCGAUGUAUUCCCCGCCCACAUGCAAGCAUUGGGUGGUGCUGUAUUCAACACCUGUGCGCAGGUUGGAACAGCCAUUGGGCUGACUCUUACUUCGCUUAUUGCAUCUUCCGUGACAAAAGGCUCGAACUAUCAUGACAAGUCUUCGGCUGGUGCCCUUGGAGUUGGCUAUCGUGCUGUCUUCUGGACCCUGUUUGCUUGGAUGAUUGCCGUGUGUGUGGUUAGUGUUCUGGGAUACCGUCGCAUCGGGGGAGUUGGUAUGAAGAGAGAUUAA
Messenger RNA from Penicillium chermesinum, 1557 nucleotides. RefSeq lists its product as uncharacterized. The record is from RefSeq and is a predicted model, not a curated record. Gene Ontology annotation, molecular function: transmembrane transporter activity. The transcript has 5 exons. Gene Ontology annotation, cellular component: membrane. Gene Ontology annotation, biological process: transmembrane transport. NCBI's taxonomy places the organism in Eukaryota, Fungi, Ascomycota, Eurotiomycetes, Eurotiales, Aspergillaceae. The coding region runs from base 1 to 1557 and encodes 518 amino acids.